Penicillium subrubescens is the source of this 1425-nucleotide messenger RNA. It is a transcript of the gene rrp3, whose product is annotated as RNA-dependent ATPase RRP3. Gene Ontology annotation, molecular function: RNA helicase activity; ATP binding; nucleic acid binding. NCBI's taxonomy places the organism in Eukaryota, Fungi, Ascomycota, Eurotiomycetes, Eurotiales, Aspergillaceae. The record is from RefSeq and is a predicted model, not a curated record. The transcript has a single exon. Bases 1 to 1425 code for a protein of 474 amino acids.
AUGCCGGCAAUCAAGAAGCGCAAGGUGACCGACGAGGCGACUGCGCCUGCACCUGCAUCUGCAGAAGAUAACGAUGCUAGCUCAGUGAGCUCCCAGUCUGGCGACGAGGGCACCUCCCCCGAGGCUGCCAACUCCGAUGAGAAGCCCACUAGCACUCCGAAGACCUUCAAAGAGCUCGGAGUGAUUGAUCCAAUCUGUGAAGCGUGCGCCAACCUCGGAUACAAGGCCCCGACGGCGAUUCAAGCAGAGGCAAUUCCCUUGGCUCUACAGAACCGGGAUAUCAUCGGUCUUGCAGAGACUGGUUCAGGAAAGACAGCGGCAUUUGGAAUUCCUGUCAUUCAAUCUUUAUUCCAGAGUCCCUCGUCAUUCCAUAGUCUCAUCCUUGCCCCAACCCGUGAGCUGGCAUACCAAAUCGGAAAGUCUCUCGACGCCCUCGGCUCUACGAUCAAUGUUCGGACAGCAGUCAUCGUCGGUGGUAUGGAUAUGGUCUCCCAGUCUAUCGCUCUGGGGAAGAAACCGCACAUCAUCGUAGCAACGCCCGGUCGUCUGCUUGAUCACCUGGAAAACACAAAGGGUUUCAGUUUGCGCACUCUGAAGUUCCUCGUUAUGGAUGAAGCCGAUAGAUUGCUGGAUUUGGAUUUCGGUCCACUUCUCGACAAGAUUCUUAAGGUCCUGCCACGAGAGCGUCGCACGUUCCUGUUCUCCGCAACUAUCAGCUCAAAGGUCGAAUCGCUACAACGUGCCUCUCUCUCCAACCCACUUCGAGUCUCCGUCUCUUCCAGCAAAUAUCAGACUGUCUCGACCCUCCAACAAUACUUCCUCCUACGCCCUCACAAACACAAAGAUAUCUACCUGAUCUACCUGUUGAAUGAGUUCGUCGGCCAGUCGGCCAUUGUCUUCACGCGUACUGUUCACGAGACGCAGCGUGUUGCCUUCCUUCUCCGCACCCUUGGCUUUGGCGCUAUCCCUCUCCACGGUCAGCUCUCACAGUCAUCUCGACUGGCAUCACUUGGCAAGUUCACGUCACGUAGCCGGGAUAUUCUCGUUGCUACGGAUGUCGCUGCUCGCGGUCUGGAUAUUCCCUCCGUUGAUGUAGUCUUGAACUUUGACCUUCCCACUGACAGCAAAACCUACAUUCAUCGUGUGGGUCGUACCGCCAGAGCAGGCAAGUCUGGAGUAGCAAUCAGCUUCUGCACUCAGUACGAUGUGGAGAUUUGGCAAAGGAUUGAGGGUGCGCUUGGGAAGCAGCUUCCGGAAUAUGAAGCCGCUAAGGAUGAAGUCAUGGUGCUUGCUGAGAGAGUUGGCGAGGCUCAACGCCAGGCGAUCAUGGAGAUGAAGAACUUUGAUGAGAAGAAGGGAACGAGAGGCAAGAGGUUCGGCAAGGGCAAGCGCUCUCGCGAUGAGAUGGAUCAAGAGGAAGGUUAA